Molecule: messenger RNA, 1653 nt
Organism: Brugia pahangi
Lineage: Eukaryota; Metazoa; Nematoda; Chromadorea; Rhabditida; Onchocercidae
Source: the annotation of a GenBank genome assembly
AUGUUGAUUGGAUUACUAUUUCUCCUCAUUGAUACAUGGGUGAUAAUUUGGCUUAUCAUUCGAAAUAUCAUUCACAAAAUUACACCCUUUUCUAAUGGUGCUCGUACAAAAGAUGGUAGUCCGGUGCUUAUAUUUCCGGACAGCAGAUCUCAAUUAGCCGAAGUGGAACUUGAUCUUCUCAUUUCCUAUCUUCUUCAAAUACCACCACUUGAAGAAGAGCAGAAAAGUUAUGUAAUUGUUAUUGAUAGACGUAUGGAUAAGUGGUCAUCCGUACGUCUAUUACUUUCUUAUCUAACGAAUUCAUUUCCAAGACCGGUUCGGAUUGUACUUAUAUUAAAACCGGAAAGUGUAUUGCAGCGUGCACUCGAAGUGGGAUACCGUGGAAUCACUGAAAAUUAUAAAUUUAAGGUGGUGAUUUGUCAGAGUUCACUUGAACUCCGCCGCUAUAUUGGGCCAGAUUGUUUGACAAUGGAUGUCGGUGGCGUACUAAAAUAUAAUCAUUUAGAAUGGGUCCAACAUCGUAUGGAUAUCGAACGGAUGAAAUCAUCUGCAACAGUAAUUGCUCAAUCAUUAAGCGAAUUUGGUCGUUGCCUAAAAGAAACAGAACUUCCCAAUGAUGUCGAGACAACAGCACGUAUUCUUGAGAUACAAACUGCAGAACGUGAUGCUAUAAAGGAAGACUUUCGAAUAUCUAUACGAAAAGGAUUAUCAUUAUUACGACAUGUCAGACAAAUGGAUGUUAAGCCGGAACAUGAGCAACUUAGUCCAACCAGGCUUCAUAAUGUAACAGCAAUUGAAAGAAUGCUUAUACAAUUGGAAGAAACAGAACGAAGUUUCGAUACAUUCUGGAUGAAACACGAAAAACGUCUUACGCAAUGUUUAAAACUUCGACGGUUUGAAGAUUCAUUUAGGAAACUACAAUCAGCAUUUGCAAAGCAUAUGAUCCAUCUGGAAGAGCAUCGAGAAGUUGGUGAUGGAGUGAGAAAAGCUGAACAAUUAGCGCAAGCGCAUGCUGAAUAUUGUCAACAAGCUAUGGAAGACGUGGAUGGAGCACGUUUAUUACGAGAUGCAGGACAAGAGCUAAUCUCAUCACAGGAUGUUGAAUUAACAGCAAGUUUGUUACCAAAAUGUGAUGAACUGGAUCGUAUGGCCGAUGCAUUAAGCGGCGCACUUGAACGACGUAGCCAAGUGCUACGACUAAGCAAGGACAUGCAUCAACAAAUACAUGCAGCGAAUAAUUGGUGUCAUCGUGGUGUUGAACUGUUGACGACAAUACCAUAUGACUGUACAGCGGGUAAUGCUGCCAGUGCAUUAACAACCGUUGACAAAUAUAUCGAAGAAGGCGAAUCAUUGAAGUUGGAUAUUUUUAAUAAUGAGCCAAAUUUAAACAAAUUGAUAAUGCUCACAACAACUGAAACAUCUACAUUACUUGCACAGGUUGCUGAACGUAUCGAUGAUAUGCGACAUUUAAGCAUUUCUCGACGUGAUGCAUUACAAAAGAUGGCACUGCGAGAAAUUCGAAAACCACCUGUUCAGGUUGUUAGUCCCGAAAAAUUACAAUGCUCUAACGGUGACCAAUGUUGCACAACUAUUAGCACAACUACCAUUAAUAGGAAUUCAUCUCCAACAUCACCGAAUAAAGUAUCAUUUUGA